AGCCUAGACAUCGGAUUCUUGUUUUUGAAGAAAUUUUUGGAAAAUAAAAACCUAAUAUUUGAUUAUUGGUGUUCAUAACAAAUCUACAAAUAUUUAUAGAACACCGAUGAUAAUCACACGAGCAAAAAUCAUGGUUGAGCGACGCUUGGCAAUAAUUGGAAUUAUGGCAGCACUGUGCAUACAACUGGCCAACGGAGAACCUGUAGCAGAAUAUGGGCCAGUCUAUGAAAAGGACAUAUGUAAGGCCGACUACAUCAAAACAACCGAUUGUAACACCAUUGAACUCGACAUCUUUAACGAUGAAUAUUGUUGCAAGAAAUGCCCUAAUCUACAACAGAAUCCGGACCCAGAACACAGCAAUAGUUGUUCUUACAUUACAAAGCAACCGACGACCAUGUUAAAAACCACAACUGUCAAACCCUCUACUACAGCUAGUCAAAGAGAAACAACAACGACAGAUCGGAAAACAGCCCCGUAUCUAGAUGAUCCUACAACAACAGCAGUUUCCAUUCCACAAAAAAUCACUACAGAACAAGAUACGAAGGAUGAUAUUGAUCCGCCAUUGGUUACAGCUACAAAAUUGCCUGGCGCAACCAUUGCAUGGAUUGUUGCCAGUGUGAUUAUUUGUAUGAUAAUAGCAGCCCUAGCAGUGUAUUGCUAUUGCAAAAAAAAGCGUCAGAAUACUGCGAUAGAAGACAAGCCUUUGCCAGUUGAUGAAGAAAAUCCCUUGGUGCCCGAUCCACAGCAGGCAGAUGAACAGUAAAAAUGACACAUAUCUUUCAAAGUCUCACUCGUGUUAGAUUGCAGCUAGUAUUUUGAAUUACUGGUUUUAUUUUUUUUUUUCAUUUAGUUUUUAUUUGAUGUUAUCCUAUAAAAGGUAUUCAUGAGCGUGUCAAAGUCAGGCGGAUCCAUUGUCCCCCAUCUGAAGAUAACAAUAUUAAAAUAAAAAAAAUGGAAUAAAAAUAAAAUAAAAAUAUUAAACAUAAAAAAAAAUAAAAAAACGAUAUAGUUCUUGCAAAAAA
Styela clava is the source of this 1022-nucleotide messenger RNA. The record is from RefSeq and is a predicted model, not a curated record. NCBI's taxonomy places the organism in Eukaryota, Metazoa, Chordata, Ascidiacea, Stolidobranchia, Styelidae.